This is a messenger RNA of Zingiber officinale, 1164 nucleotides long. Its product is annotated as protein ETHYLENE-INSENSITIVE 3-like 1a. The coding region runs from base 1 to 1059 and encodes 352 amino acids. The record is from RefSeq and is a predicted model, not a curated record. The transcript has a single exon. Gene Ontology annotation, molecular function: DNA-binding transcription factor activity; DNA binding. Lineage: Eukaryota; Viridiplantae; Streptophyta; Magnoliopsida; Zingiberales; Zingiberaceae. Gene Ontology annotation, cellular component: nucleus.
AUGAGAAGUGGUAAUCAAGAUAAAAUUGCUAUUCCGAGCUGCAAAGAUGAUUCAUGGAUGGAAGUGGAAAGCCUUCUCGGUGCUCCGCCGCCAAGCAUCUUCGACGUCCCUUUACCGCAAGGCGACGUAGAAUCGAUCGAUGAGAGGGUAAUCAGAGGGCUUAGAUCGCGCAUUUGGAACGAUAUCGCCCGCCUCAGACGCCUCAAAGAGUUUCAUCGGUACAAGAAGCUUCAGCAAAGCCGCGUCGUCGGCGUCGCCGGGAUGGAUCGCUCCCAAGCGCAGCAAUCGCAACGCAAGAAGUUAGCGCGCGUCCAUGGGAGGAUCUUAAUCGAAGCGCUGGAGCUGAUGGAAGAGGGCAACGCCAAGGGGUUCGUCUUCGGCCUGGUUCCCUGCCACAGCAAGCCCGUCACCGGAUGCUCCGCCAACCUUCGCGCUUGGUGGAAGGAUAUCGUCCGCUUCGACCGCAACGGCCCCAUGGCAAUGACCAAGCACCAUAUGGAGACUUGCCCCGGCGACUUUGUGAGGAGUAAGAUCGCCGUCGGCUUCUCCAUCCCCGUCGCGCUGACAGAGCUGCGCGACGUUACUUUGAGCUCGCUCCUCUCUGCCUUGAUGCCCGUCUGCGAGCCGCCGCAACGCAAGUUCCCGGUCGAAAAGGGUCAGCCGCCGCCUUGGUGGCCGACUAUGGAGGAGGGCUGGUGGCGCGAGGUAGGGCUGCCCAAGAACCCCACUCGACCCCCCUACAAGAAGCCACACGAUCUCAACAAGGCAUGGAAGAUUAGCGUGCUCAUUGCGAUCCUCAAGCACUUGAUGCCCGAUCUCAACAAGAUCCAGUACAUCAUCAACCAUAGCAAGUGCCUAGAGAAUAAGAUCACUGCUAAGGAAGUUGAAAUUCUCAACAUUGUUCUAUUGCAUGCGCUCAAUAAGCAUUCAAAGAAGGAGCAAGAAUCCCCCGAAAUAUGUCAGGAAGACAAUUUUCAGUCUCAGACGUUCCCCAAUGAACACCACCAGUUUUUCGAAGCUCUACUAGGGGAAGACAAUUUUCAACCCUCUUCAUUAUGAAUCACUAAUUAUCAGGUAUUUAAGGAAUAUGAUUGAUUCAAAGAGUUUGAGAUUUGAGUCAUUAUCAUUGCUUGUCUAAUAAAAUGUGCUACUUGAGAUCAGAUG